CCCCUUCGGCUCUUUCCGCCUCCCGGAAGUGGAGCUGAGGCGGCUUCCGGCGGGGUCUGCGCGGACAUGGCGCUGCCGGCGGCGCUGCUCCGCGGGCUCCGCGCUCCGGCCGCGGCUCUCCGCAGCCUGAACACGCUGCCCACGGCCCCCCAAUGGCGGGGCUUGGCUGCGGAGGCCAAGAAGAGCUUCGUGAGGGACAAGCCCCACGUCAACGUGGGCACCAUCGGGCACGUGGACCACGGCAAGACCACGCUGACGGCCGCCAUCACCAAGAUCCUGGCGGCCUCGGGCAGCGCCGAGUUCAGGCCGUACGAGGAGAUCGACAGCGCCCCUGAGGAGCGGGCGCGCGGCAUCACCAUCAACGCGGCGCACGUGGAAUACGCCACCCCCAAGCGGCACUAUGCCCACACCGACUGCCCCGGGCACGCCGACUACGUCAAGAACAUGAUCACGGGGACGGCGCCGCUCGACGGCUGCAUCCUGGUGGUGGCGGCCACUGACGGGCAGAUGCCGCAGACCCGGGAGCAUCUCCUGCUGGCCAAGCAGGUGGGGGUGCGGCACGUGGUGGUGUACGUGAACAAGGCGGACGCGGUGUCGGACCCGGAGCUGGUGGCGCUCGUGGAGCUGGAGCUGCGGGAGCUGCUCAACGAGUUCGGCUUCGACGGCGACCGCACCCCCAUCGUCGUGGGCUCUGCCCUCUGCGCGCUGCAGGACCGGGACCCGGAGCUGGGGCUGAACUCGGUGCUGAAGCUGCUCGAGGCCAUCGACAACCACAUCCCGCUGCCCCCCCGCGACCUGGAGCGCCCCUUCCUGCUGCCCGUGGAGGCCGUGUACUCCAUCCCCGGCCGGGGCACGGUGGUGACGGGGACCCUGGAGCGCGGCACCAUCCGCAAAGGGGACGAGUGCGAGAUCCUCGGCUACAGCCGGCAGCUGCGCUCCGUGGUCACGGGCAUCGAGAUGUUCCACAAGAGCCUGGCGCGGGCGGAGGCCGGGGACAACCUGGGGGCGCUGCUGCGGGGGCUGCGGCGCGAGGACGUGCGCCGGGGCAUGGUGCUGGGGCAGCCGGGCAGCAUGCGCGUGCACCGCAAGCUGCAGGCACAGGUUUACAUCCUGAGCCCGCAGGAGGGGGGACGCCACAAGCCCUUCGCCGCCCAUUACACCCCCGUCAUGUUCUCCCACACGUGGGACAUCGCCUGUCGCGUGCUCCUGCCCCCCGACAAGGAGCUGGUGCUGCCGGGGGAGGACGCGGCGCUGACGCUGCUGCUGCGGCAGCCGAUGGUGCUGGAGCCGGGGCAACGCUUCACCCUCCGCGACGGGUCCCGCACCAUCGGCACCGGCGUCGUGACGCAGCCCCUCCCCCCCUCGCCCGAGGACGAGGAGGCCAAUUGGGGCUGACGGAGCCCAUCCCCCACCCCCCCCCCGCCCCAUUGACACGCACGGAGCCCAUCCCCCACCCUGCUGUGUGCCCCAUUGAUGUGCUGCUAUGAAGGGGGAUGUGCAGGGGGAGGGGCGAUAUGGGAUGGGGGAGGGGCGAUAUGGGAUGGGGGAAGGGUGAUAGGGGAUGGGGGAGGGGCGAUAUGGGAUAAG
Molecule: messenger RNA, 1587 nt
Organism: Strigops habroptila (Kakapo)
Lineage: Eukaryota; Metazoa; Chordata; Aves; Psittaciformes; Psittacidae
Gene: TUFM
Product: Tu translation elongation factor, mitochondrial
Exons: 11
Coding region: 67-1395 (442 amino acids)
Biological process (GO): mitochondrial translational elongation
Cellular component (GO): mitochondrion
Molecular function (GO): GTPase activity; translation elongation factor activity; GTP binding
Source: RefSeq, a predicted model, not a curated record